Exophiala spinifera is the source of this 2796-nucleotide messenger RNA. RefSeq lists its product as uncharacterized. The record is from RefSeq and is a predicted model, not a curated record. Gene Ontology annotation, molecular function: triacylglycerol lipase activity. The transcript has a single exon. The coding region runs from base 1 to 2796 and encodes 931 amino acids. Lineage: Eukaryota; Fungi; Ascomycota; Eurotiomycetes; Chaetothyriales; Herpotrichiellaceae.
AUGGAUUCAGCCAGUGCUCCUGGGAUGGCAGACCAUACUUUCGGUCAAGAACAGUAUCACCAUUGGCCAGCAAUGUCAGAAGAUUGGGAUGUGUCUCCCGACAAAGAUGCUGUGCCAGGCAAGCAGCCCGCUUUGGCCAGGUUGGAAACCGAAGGACUGUACGACGACGAUAUGAUUGGCGUCAGCAUAAGUCGUGUCCAGACUCACAUGAGAGCCCCCGACACUCCGGCGUCCGAGAAAGCACGAGCUAUGAAUCUAUCACUUGACUACUUCCAAAAUAUAGCGAGCUUGAAAGAAGAGCCAAAUGAGAAUGAUGAGCUUGAACCACCACAAGACAGCACGCCUGAUCAGGACUUGGAAACUCAGUCAUCGCAUGAAACAGCUGAACAGUGGUCACGACUGAAGCUAUCUCCGACCACACAAUCUCCAGAUGAAAUCACUGAAUCAGAGCAGAUCCGUAUCUGGAAGGAUCAAGUGGGAUCAUCUCAGUCUCGAGAAGAAGAGAAAGAUAGCCCGGAGGGCAUCCAGCCGCACCACCAGAUAGCGCCACAAUUGGCUGAGAGGCGCGAGAGAUAUAUGCCGCAGUCAACUCGGCUGUCAUACACACGAAACUUGCUCCAAGCCGUUGGUCAGGAAGGAAGACGACGGGCUUCAAGUGGACCAACAGCAAUCAUGUCGAGUUUGAAGAAGUUGAUGCCUGAUCUUCCUUCACCUUCUUUCAAUUUCAGCUCCAUGUCUAUUUUGCCCGCCAGCUUCAGAAGCACAGGCCAUUCUGGUACAUCGACUCCAAGUCAUAAUCAGAAUACUCCUCCACAGACAUCAACCGCAGGAAAGUUCACCUGGAAAGAGGGUCCUAGACUUCGGAAAUUGUCAAACCCAGAUAUUCAGGUCACAACUUCUCAGAGCAAUCCUGCCGUAGCUAGGCCUUACUAUGGCCUCGACGGCAAUAUCGAGUCAUUGUUGUCCCCUAUCAGUCCGGCAUCGACGAAAAGCAGAGGUCGUUCUAAUUCAGAGAGUUCUCUAUACAUAAGAAGGAGGGUUUCUGGAGUUUCGGCUUAUGACGAUACAAGUGCCUUUGCUAAUGUCACCGACAUGGCCAAUUCUCGCUUCAAAGCCAUCACAGACAGUUUUCAAAACUCCACCUUACGACUACCUAAACUGCCAGUGAUCAGGCCAUUGCCGAAGCGUCGCGGUUCUCCUGUGACGAGCUCUAGGGAUAUCCAGGCGAAUAAUGCAGACGACCAUAACGGAGGACAUGAGCAUCAAUACACAGCUAGCAAAGUAAUUCGAAAUGCCAAGAAAGGCAUAGAGGUCGAUACUCCGCAACGGCGAGCACAUCCAAUCUUAUCACAUGCGCUGGAUAAGACAACGGGAGAUAUAGUCGUACUAGGGGGCUAUCGUGGAUCGAUUUUAAGAUCGGCCCAGCCACCCCAUCGUCAGCUUUGGGUCCCAGUCAAAGUCGGACUUAAUCUUCGUCGAGUUGAUUUGGAGGUCGGUUUGACUAGGGAAGACGAGGAACGAAUGGAAGAAACGAUCAUCCCUUCGGGCGUUCUCUCACACAUUGGACCGAUCGAUAUCUGUCGAAGACUGCUCAAGCAUAUGUACAAGUGUCCGAAUACUCGCCAGAACAAGUUGAGAGUUCAUGACUGGGGCUACGACUGGAGACUGAGCCCUCAUCUACUGGCCGCGAGGCUGAUAAAAUUUCUCGAAUCUUUGGAAUGCAACCACCCAGAGACACCACCAGAAAAGAGGGGAGCCACCGUCAUCGCUCACAGCCUCGGAGGUUUGAUCACUCGAUACGCAGUCAAUCAGAGACCAGAUCUGUUCGCCGGUGUUGUCUAUGCGGGAGUUCCUCAACACUGCGUCAACAUCCUUGGGCCCCUUCGAAAUGGCGACGAUGUGCUUCUCAGCUCCAGAGUACUUACUGCUCAAGUCAAUUUCACCCUCAGAACCAGCUUUGCGCUCUUGCCGGAAACUGGACGCUGUUUCAUUCAAAAGCACACCAACAAGAGGUAUGAUUUAAAUUUCUUUGAUCCCGACGUGUGGGACGAGUAUCACCUUAGCCCGUGCAUCAAUCCGCCUUUAUAUCGGAGUAACAGUAAUGGCGAGGGAAGAAAGAGCAUUAUCGGUGCGAUUUCAGACAGUAUCACGUCUAACAAACGAAGUUCAUGGUUUGGAAGCCAAAGUUCUCAGACGUCGGAAGCUGCACAAAAAGCGGAAGCGACUGUUCAAUCAGCAGCUGGCAAAGCUGCCGAGGUUGGCCGUUUGGCAGAUGGUGAAGGUCCGGAAGAGGUGGUAGGUCCAACAAUGAAGCAAGGCCAGCAUCGAUCUAGUGUGGCAACAGCAUGUACGAUCCCCAAAGAUCAGGCUAAAGAGUACUUGAGUCGCACACUGGCCGAGGUUUUGGAUUUCAAGAGAGCAUUGGCAUUUAAUCCCGCUCAUCAGGAAAGCAACCGGUAUCCUCCUCAUGCUUACAUCUUUGGUAAGACAGUACCAACUGUGUACGGUGCCAGAGUUCCGGACGAGGAGGCGAUCAAGUAUACAGACGCCUUUGAUGACCUGGCUUUUGCUGCCGGGGAUGGCGUAGUGCUUGCCAGUGCUGCUCAAUUGCCCGAGGGUUAUCGAUGUGUCAAAGGGGGACGAGUCGAGAGUGACCGAGGACAUGUUGGUCUGAUGGGCGAUUUAGAAGGAGUCGGACGAUGCAUUGAGGCUGUUGUAAAUGCACGGGCCAAGGGCGUUGGAUUAGGUGAAAAGUAUUUGAAGACAAAGAAGGGUGCAAGGGAGUCUUCUCCUUGA